Messenger RNA from Triticum dicoccoides, 5102 nucleotides. RefSeq names its product disease resistance protein Pik-2-like. The transcript has 10 exons. NCBI's taxonomy places the organism in Eukaryota, Viridiplantae, Streptophyta, Magnoliopsida, Poales, Poaceae. The record is from RefSeq and is a predicted model, not a curated record. Gene Ontology annotation, biological process: defense response to other organism. Gene Ontology annotation, molecular function: ADP binding. Bases 1427 to 5011 code for a protein of 1194 amino acids.
UCAAUCAAUCAAUCAAUCCCCUUCCUCACAAUCACAACCCCUCCCUCCCUACCACGUGCUGUACUCUGCUGCCGCCGGACCGCCGGACGGAUCGGAGCGCCGCGGCUUCUCCAGGCACGGCGUGAGCCUCUCCGACCACCUCCUCCUCUCCAGGUUCAGCGCCAAGGGCUACGGCGCGAGCUGCUCUGGCGGCGCGUGAACCAUAACGCGGCGCCGGCGCGACGCGGGUCUCUCCGACCUUCUCCUCUACAGCUCUGAAUAAUUCCCAGCCGUACUCCACUCUGAACUCUGGCUCCCCGUGUUCUCCGGCACCCUCUCCAGAUUCAGCGACAAGGAUCUCACCGUGUGUGUGAUGAGUUGUGUUUCUGCCUGUCCUGGCCUGUGAGUUCUGCACUGUACUGCUGUCCAUUAUGAGGUAGAACAAGUCGAGCUUGGUUGCAGCCCUUCGUCCUGUACUUACCACACAUGGUGUGGCAGAUCUCUCAAGUUUCGUUGAGGGCUCCGUGGAUGCGUUUACUGUCUUGGAUUUCAUCGCCGUUUCGGUUCUUCAUGAGGUCACCGCCACAUCUUCAUAUUGGUCACCAUGUACAGCCUCCAUCCGUCACAGCCAAUUGACCCACACAAGCAUAGCUCAACUGCAGCUCUGAAUAAUUCCAUUCUCUGCUCUUAACUGCAGCUCUGAUUCGACAGCCUAUCCAGAUUCAGUGCAAAGGAUCUCACUGUGGGGUGCGCUAAGUCUAUGUGCUGGAUCUCUCACAUGCUCUGGUCGACCUUACUUGGAACUUGGAACAUGGAACAUUUGGCCGUUUGCUAACUACAGUCUGUACAUUGUAAAUUAUCUUUCUGGUUCGCCGGCAGAUCUCUCAAGUUUGGUAGCUUGGGAGAGAUCUCUCAAGUUUGGUAGCUUGGGAGAGACCUCUGAAGUUUGGUUGCUCGGGAGAACGCUUGUGUUGAGGUUGACAGCUCCGAGGCUGCCUUCACUCUCUUGGAUUAUAUCAUCGUUUUGGUCGCUCACGGGGCUGCCGUCAACGCCACAGUCUUCAUAUUGGUCUUUGCAGCAUUGACAAAUAACAACACCAGGUAUGCUGGUGGAUAUUUCCUAGUUUGUGACUUGCAAAUUAUCUCUCUGAUUCGGCCGGCGGAUCUCUCAAGUCUGCUCAUUUUGGAGGGAGAACGCUGGUGUUGAGGCUGUGUUCACCGUCUUGGAUUUCACCCCCCCACAGCCUUCAUCUUGGUCGCCGCCGUGGCGUCGGCAACACCAGAUCUCUCAAGAUUGAUCGUUUUGGAGGGAGAACACUGGUGUUGAGGCUGAGGGCUCGGAGGCACUCUCUUGGAUUUCACCGCCACAGCCUUCGUCUUGGUCGCUGCAGUGGCCUCGACACACCGGUACACAACCUAUUGACCCACACAAACAAACAUUCAGUAAAUGGAGGCGACGGCCAUCAGCAUUGGUAAGUCCGUGUUGAGCGGGGCGCUCAACUAUGCCCAAUCGGCUGUGGCCGAGGAGGUGGCUCUGCAGCUCGGCGUCCAGCGUGACCACUCCUUCAUUUCGGAUGAGCUCGAGAUGAUGCGAGGUUUCCUGAUGGCCGCACAUGAUGAACGGGACGACAACAUGGUGGUGAAGAUCUGGGUGAAGCAAGUCCGUGAUGUGUCCUAUGCUGUCGAGGACUGCCUCCUGGACUUCGCUGUACGUCUUGAGAAUCAAUCCUGGUGGUGUCUCUCUCGCAAGGUGCUAGCCCGGCGUUAUGUGGUGGAGCAGAUGAAGGAGCUCAGAGCCAAGGUGGAGGAGGUCAGCCAGAGGAACCAACGGUAUCACCUCAUCAAGAGCUCUAGCUCCAAGCCUGCCUCCGGUGUUGGGCAGCCUACCAUCUCCAGUACAGUGACGUUGUCUGCUGAUGACGAAGCAAGGGGGCAGCACAACAAGGCAAAAAUGGAUCUUGUUGGACUGAUCAACAACAAGGAUGACGACCUUAAUGUGAUAGCGGUGUGGGAAACAACUGCUGGUGAUCUAGGUGACAUGCAGUCCAUCGUCAAAAGUGUGUAUGAAGAUCCCAAGAUACGUAAAAAGUUUGAGUGCCAUGCCUGGAUCAGGUUUAUGCUUCCUUUCAAUCUAAUAGAUUUCAUCCAGAGCAUUGUCACUCAAUUCUAUGUUAAUUGUCUUCUGGAUGCAAGGGAAGAAGAAAAAGUAAUUCGCCGGGCCCAAAUUCUGAAAUUGAUGGGUACACCCAACAAUGAUGAUUUGCCUCAUGAGUUCAGGACUUACCUGAAUGAAAAGAGUUAUCUGAUUGUGCUCGAGGAUGUACACACCAUUGAAAAAUGGAACUACAUCACAGCAUGGUUCCCAAAAAACAAGAAAGGGAGCAGAAUUAUGGUGUCCACAAAGGAAGUUAAAGUUGCGAACUUAUGUAUAGGGGAAGAAAACGGAGCACCAGAGCAUAAGCAAUUAUUGGAUAAUCAGACAGUUCAUGCUUUCUACAAGAAGGGUUUUCAAGAUGGAAAAUUUCCAGAGGAGGCAGGGUCUAGCUCAGAUAUCAUCUCUGAAGAUACUGAUAGCUCCACACACAUGGAAGUCCAGGGGGUUGAUAGUUUAGAGGAAUCUCAGCUCAUCGGGCGAGAAUCUGAAAAGGAGAAAGUCAUCCAACUUUUUUCACAUAACAGUGACCAACAGGUUAGGGUGAUCUCAUUGUGGGGAAUGGGUGGCGUCGGAAAAACCACACUAGUCAGGGACAUAUACCAAAGAAAAGAGAUUAGUGGCAUGUUUGAGAAGCGUGCUUGUGUCACAGUCAUGCGUCCUUUCAAUUGCAUUGCUCUUCUUCAGAGCUUAGUUGUGCAAUUAAGAGAGAAGAAGGAGGAAACAGAUCUAGCCACAUGUUUGAAGCAAAAGAGAUAUUUUCUUAUCAUUGAUGAUCUAUCAUCCACAACGGAGUGGGAUGCUAUAAAAGAGCACCUACCAGAAACAGCAGGAAGCUGUAUAAUAAUCACCACACGGGAAAAGAAUAUUGCUGAGCAUUGUUCAAAGGUGGAAACAAACCAUAUAAUCCAGCUCAACAAUCUAUGUCCUGAUGAUGCACGUGUCCUCUUCACUAAAAAGGUAUUUAAGAAGACCAUAAAUUUGGAUGAGCAGUACCCAGAUCUGGUUGAACAAGCAAAACUGAUUUUGAGGAAGUGCGGAGGGCUUCCCCUUGCACUAAUCACCAUAGGUGGGUUCUUGGCAAACCAACCAAAAAUUGCUUUUGAAUGGAGAAAACUAAAUGAGCAUAUCAGUGCUGAGUUGGAGAUGAAUCCUGACCUUGAGACUAUAAAAGCAGUCCUUAUGAAAAGAUAUGAUGGUUUACCCUAUUACCUCAAGGCUUGUUUCUUGUAUCUGGCCAUUUUCCCUGAAGACCAGCAGAUUGCACGGAGACGCCUAGUACGUCGGUGGCUUGCAGAGGGUUACUCAAGUGAGAUGUGUGGCAAGUCUGUAGAGGAAGUAUUGGACUCUUACUUCAUGGAACUAAUAAGCAGGAGCAUGAUCCUGCCAUCUCAACUGUCAAUUCAUAGUAGGAAAGGAAUUGACUCCUGCCAUGUCCAUGAUCUCAUUCGUGAAAUUGCCAUCUCAAAGGCUAUGGAGGAAAAUCUUGCAUUCACAUUGGAGGAAGGCUGCAGCUUAAACAACCAAGGCACAGUGCGUCAUCUUGCUGUAAGCAGUGAUUGGAAGGGGGAUCAAAGUGAGUUUGAGAAUAUAGUAGACUUGUCCCGUAUACGACCGUUGACAGUGUUUGGAAAUUGGAAGCCAUUUUACAUUUCUGAUAAGAUGAGGUUGCUACGAGUGCUGGAUUUGGAAGGCAAGUGGGAUCUAGUUGAUCAUCAUCUUGAGCACAUUGGGAAGCUUGUACAUCUUAGAUAUCUUUCUCUAAGGGGACAUGCUGAUAUAUUUCACCUGCCAAAUUCGUUGGGGAACCUGAGACAACUCCAGACACUAGAUAUUUCAGGUACAAGCAUAGUGAAGCUGCCAAGGACCAUCAUCAAGCUUGUGAAGAUGCAACGCAUUCUUGCUAGUGAAAUAGGGGACAUGCAACCUAACAUAUAUGCAAAUAGGCAGUCGAUAAUGACUUUGCCUUUAAAUUCAAUUCGUUGUUGUCUGGCUUGUUGUGUACCUAAUCAUGUGGGAAAGGAGAUUCUGGGACUUGCUGAUGGUAUACUUAAAAGGCGUGAUGUAUGCACUGCGUUCUGCUGCAGCAUAUUACCUUACUAUGCAGCAGGACGAAAUCGAGGUGGUGUUGAAGUCGCCAGAGGGAUUUGGAAGCUGAAGGCCUUGCACACACUGCGUGUUGUGGACAUCUCAGUAGGGAAGGCUGCUCUGGAAGAUAUAGAAAAGCUCACCCGGUUGCGCAAGUUAGGAUUGACAGGCAUCAGCAAGAGAAACAGUCAAGAGUUGUGUUCAGCAAUUGCUUGUCUCAGCAGCCUGGAGUCCUUGUCACUGCGCUCACAUGGAGAGACAUGUUUAUCAGGCUGCUUGGAUGGCCUGUCCUCACCUCCAGAAAACCUGCAGAGCCUCAAGUUGAUAGGCAACCUGGUUAAACUGCCGGAGUGGAUCCAGGAUCUGAAAAACCUCAUGAAGCUGAAGCUAGAGGGGUCAAGGAUAUCGGAUCAAGAUGCAGCCAUACAAGUCCUCGGCAGUCUACCAAACCUGGCCAUCCUACGUCUAUUGUACUCGUUUGAUGGUGAGGAGGUCCGUUUCAGUUUUCGUCGGGAGGCAUUCCCGAGCCUGAAGGUGCUGGAGCUGAAUUGCAUAGGAAACCUCAAGUCGGUGGGAUUUGAAGAAGGAGCAGCCCCUAAGCUUGAGUUGCUACAGUAUAUUGGUUGGAGCGCUAGUCUCAGGGUUGGGCUGUUCUCUGGGUUACUAUACCUCCCAAGCCUCAAGGAAUUUAUGCUGUAUAGGGGGAACUGGGGGAAGACUGAGUUCGUGGAGCACUUGCAACUCCCCUUUCAUCUAUCUUUAUUUUCAUGUAGUACGAUUGAGUUGAUGUAAGCUGCACGGUGGUACGCUAGCAAAUGGCUUUCGUUUUGUUCAUCCGUCACGACUCAUUGAUUUCUAUGCCUGUUUGUGUGAGCGCAGUUCA